GUGAUCGCGAGUAUCAAUUUAUAUAAACUUGCUCCCAUUCGGUCAUCUCGGGGUUGGGGACCCACGUCGUAGUUUAAACUUACGUAGGGAAGGAAGGAAGGAAAGGAAAGAAUAAUAUACACGACCAUCCUUUUUUCACAUCAAUCUUCGACUCCUCCUCUUGGUAUCAUCAUCCUUCAUCAACUCACACGCGCUAAAUCUCUUCCUCUUAUCUCUCCUCUGGUCACACACGAAUCUUCCUUCACGCGUUAUCCACGUCGAAUGACGUUGAGAUUCUUCACCACCUGCUCUUGAAAUCUAAGCAAUAAGUAUCGCUAAGAUAAUCAUCCUUUGUCUUUAAAUCGUCACACUUUUGACACUCCGGUCUCACAACGACAUAUCCCCCACCCUCUAUCUUAUCCUUCUGGUCAAGUGAGAUUCAGAUAAUCAUGUGGUUAUUCGGCCUUCAGUCGAUAUUGUUCAUCCUUCCCUAUCUCCCCCUUCUUCUAGCACAAUCAUCAUCUGUCACAGCCACACCUUCAGCUAGCGGGACCCCAAACCUGGUCGUUUUCUCUGCACCCACUCUUGGAGUGUGUAGUCCUGGCAAAUUUACUUGGAGUUUAAAUAAUGAAGAUGCUUCAAAGUAUCAGAUCACGCUUCGAGCUAUUAACGUGGGAAUCGAUCAAUCCAUCCCUCCUGCUCCAUCUUCAACUAUCACAUCUACUACUUCCAGCACUUCCAGCUCCAGCCCUGGUACCAGUACAACUUCAUCCCGUUCUGCCUCUGCUACCACCACAGCAGCAUUGGCCAAAAUAGUCAACCGAGCUUCGGUCAUCGGCAACACGAACAAAACUCUUCAUAUCGGUCCAGCUAAUGUCGCAUGGUCUUUUGAAGCUCUUCCUGUCGAAGCUGGUAGAUGGUACAUUGCAGGAUACGUGAAUGAUUCAGUUGGGACGAUUGGGAAAACCGGUAUUUUCAGCGUUAUCAAUAAUGGUUCUACUUCAUGUCUUCUCACAGCUACUACUCCAAACACCAGUCCCGAUUCAACUAUCAGUUCCGACCCCACCAUCUCUCAUACAACGAGCAGCAUCGCCACCGUCCCAAUCGGUGCUGCUUCUCAAUCCGAAUCGAAAGGUUUGUCAGGAGGAGCAAUAGGAGGUAUAGUAGCCGGUGUCAUACUCGGUCUACUCGCUUUGAGUCUAUUAGGAUGUUUCUUCAUACGCCGUCGUCGUCAAAACCGUAGGAAAUCACAAGGAGAUUUCAUCGAACCUUUUAGAACCAUGAGUGAAUCUCAAGUUAGGGUACCCCCAACGAAUUUAGGUAUGGGUAGAUCAAAUAAAUCUCCUCCACGUUUAUCCGGGUCGCAACCAAUAGCAUUAGGAGAUAUGAAAAGUGAUUCUGAACAUUCAUAUUCUUCUCGAAAAAGUAUCGGCGAAUUAGAAGAAUCAGAAGGAUCAUUAUCUAAUUCACCACCUACCGAAGCUGUUCUUUCACAACUCGGUCCUUCUCAUGUUCAAAAUGAUCAUAAUCAACCUGAUUCUAUGGGUAGGAAUUCUAGAUCUGGUUCUGGACCGGUAUUUGACUCAGGAUCAGGAUCAGGAAGAGGUGAAGGUUCAAGUUUAGGAUCAGAAUUAGGUAUGGGAAUAGGACAAAGAAUAGGAGAUCCAUUCGCUACUGCACCUUCAACACCUAGAUUACGUGAUCCAUUCGGUUCACCAUCAUUAGAUCCACAACUCGAUCGAAGACGUUCUUCUGGACCUCCCGUCGUACAUGGGAGAAAUGAGGGAUUGAAAGGUAUGGAAGUUUUGAGAGGUAGACAAGAUGUUAGAAGACCUUCGACUGGUGUUGGAGAAGGAAAAGUAGGAGUUCCAAUGGUUAGAACUUCAAGUACAAGAAGAAAACCUGUUCCUUCUUUAGGUCCGGAAUUGAGGGAAUUGGAUAGGGAAAUGCAGGAAAGAAGAAGAAGAGCGAGUGAAGAUCAAGUAAAGGUAGCUACGUUGGGAAAGAGUUUUACUCUUCAACCGGAUUUACCUUUACAUCGGUAGUCAAUUGACGUUGGUUUGAUCAACAUCACCUCAACAUUGAUCUACAUCCUAAAUCUCUUAUCGUUGAGACGACUUGGCCCAUUCUUUCCCCUCGAAUUAUUACGUUUUCCCCACGACCUGUACUUUUCUUGAUGAUGAUCUUCACGCACAUCGCAACUACCAUUUCUCCACUCGUCUUUGUUCUAACCAGCUCAAAUGGGACGACACAAAUGUUUUACGUCAAAAUAUCACCAUACAUCCUACCGAAGUGAAUGUCGUCUCUCUCGGUCCCCCGGGUUGUAGCUGGAUCUACAAGUGGAUCAGACAUCAAAUAAGAGUAUCGUAUGGGAGAUGAAGAAAUAGCACCUGGAUCACCUCGAUGGUUCCAUCGAAAAAAUGUUAUCAUCUCCUAGAACAUACUCGAUGUAAUUUUCUUCUUUCCGAGGAUGACAAAUGGUACAAUGAAUGACUUGAUGCAUAAUUGUCAAUUGGG
Molecule: messenger RNA, 2496 nt
Organism: Tremella mesenterica DSM 1558
Lineage: Eukaryota; Fungi; Basidiomycota; Tremellomycetes; Tremellales; Tremellaceae
Exons: 3
Coding region: 429-2024 (531 amino acids)
Source: RefSeq, a predicted model, not a curated record